AUGAGGUUUGGAAAGAAGGGUAAGCUGAGCCCUAGGUACAUCGGUCCAUUUGAGAUUCUUGAUCGGAUUGGACCAGUGGCAUACAGAGUAGCCUUACCACCCGCGCUCUCAGGUGUACAGAAUGUAUUUCACGUAUCUAUGCUGAGGAAGUAUGUACCCGACCCCACUCACGUUAUUGAUUAUGAGCCUCUUCAAUUUCAGGAAGAUCUGACUUAUACAGAAGAGCCGGUGCGGAUUGUAGAGAGAAAAGAACAAGUGUUACGUAAUCGGACUAUUCCAUUGGUUAAAGUGGUAUGGAAUAAUCACGCUAUCAGUGAAGCCUCUUGGGAAUUAGAAGAGGAAAUGCAAGUCAAGUACCCACAGUUGUUCGACGAUGAUCCUUAUAGCCCAUGA
This is a messenger RNA of Juglans regia (Persian walnut), 393 nucleotides long. RefSeq lists its product as uncharacterized. NCBI's taxonomy places the organism in Eukaryota, Viridiplantae, Streptophyta, Magnoliopsida, Fagales, Juglandaceae. The record is from RefSeq and is a predicted model, not a curated record. Bases 1 to 393 code for a protein of 130 amino acids. The transcript has a single exon.